This is a messenger RNA of Ooceraea biroi (clonal raider ant), 2549 nucleotides long. RefSeq names its product zinc finger CCCH domain-containing protein 11A. Gene Ontology annotation, molecular function: metal ion binding. The record is from RefSeq and is a predicted model, not a curated record. NCBI's taxonomy places the organism in Eukaryota, Metazoa, Arthropoda, Insecta, Hymenoptera, Formicidae.
GGCCUGCGACUGCGAGAGCACAUCGAGGUGACCGACACUCAUGUUCAAGUUUGACUGAGCGAAUCUGUUUGAGUGGAUUUUGUGUGUGCGGCAAAGCAAGCGGCGAAAAAAAGGAGUCACCGUGGGAUUCGCGACCGAAGCAAGGAGCACGAUCACUCGUCGUUUUACAAGUUCUUACAAAUGGAGCACAAUCACAAGAAUCUGGACUGCUACUUCUUCUACUACUCCACAUGCAAGAAGGGUGACUUGUGCCCAUACAGACAUGAACCGUCUGCUCUGGGUUGUGAAACCAUGUGUACAUAUUGGCAACAAGGAAAUUGCCUUAAUGAACACUGUAAUUUCCGGCACAUGGAAUUAAAGAAAAAUCGCAAAUCAAUCCCCUGUUAUUGGGAAACGCAACCCGGAGGUUGUAGAAAGCCGCAUUGUCCAUUCAUGCAUACAAAUUCACGUAAUAUUAUCAGUGAUCCCAUCAAUCCUGUAAAGGCCACAGAGAUAGCAACGAAAUCUCCGAAUCAGGAGUGGUUGAACCGUCAAGAUGACGCAAAGUAUGACGGCAGCAGUACUACCGAAUCGGACCAAGGUAGAGGAAACAGCGAGGCUGGUAGUUUUAUCGGCAGUCCCGCCGUCGAUCCUCUGAUCGUCAAAUUCGAAGAAGAAUCGGAUAACGAAAGCAUGCCAUCGCCAAUAAAAUUGCAGCCCAAGGUAUCAUAUUGCAAGACCUAUGAGCAGAUAAGGCUUGAAGAAAUUCAAGCGGAGAGCGCUGCUUAUUACUCGUACGAAACCAGCGAUUUCGGAGCUUGCCGCAAUGAAGCAGACGUGGGCAAGGCGAAAAGGAUUGACGCCAGUCGUGGUGGCGAGUGGAUCUGCGUGAAUCCGUCCACAGAUACGCGGGAGAACGCGGCGAAGGAACUGAACUUCAAGGUGCUGAGUCUAGAGGAGAUUCGGCAGCGGAAACGAGAGAAGGAAUUAGCUGCCGAAGUCGAACUGGUGGCCACUGUGUCGAAACCCUUGGUGUCGACCGUAACACCUACCGCAAAGGGCACGAAGAGGCGUUCGAGUGAGCUAUGCGACGAACAGAGCAUCGACACCAAGCAGAAAUGGAGACGCACGGCUUCCGAGAUUGCUAAAAGCGCAGAAUCCAUCGUGAAGGUGCCACCGGUGAAGCUGCGAAGAUCGUUGAAAAGUGUGAUCGCUGCAAAGAAACCCGAGACACAGUCGUGCGAGAGCACGCCGAUGGACGAAGAACGUGAAACGACGGGCAGCACUCAGGGCGACGAGAGGGCUUGCCGCGAGAGACUGGAGAAUCACGGCGAAGAAUCGACUAACGUGAACCGGCGAACGGAAGUGGAGGUGCGAAUGUGCGACAGCAGCACGACGGAACAGAAGACCCAAACGCAACCUCAAGGAGCGACGGAGGACAAGAAAUCCGUCGCCACGUACACGACGACGGAAGAUAUCCUGCGCUGGAGCGCACUAGACUUCAUGCAGUCGGUCAAUUCUGAGGAAGAGUACCUGAGAUUAGACGCAUCGUCCGACGAUAUCAUGAAGGAUAUCGAGGCUUUGCUCAAGUAGAAAAGCGCAAUCUAGGUUUUUAUUCUUAAGCGUAAUAAGUGAAAUACUCAACGCGCUUUUCUAUGCGAGCUCAAUAUUUUAUAUAAAGUCGUUUACUUAAAUAUUUAUAAGUAAUUGACUGACAUGGUUCGACAAAUGGUAUUGUUACGGUGUAGUUGCAACUGAAAAAUAAUCAUUUGAUUCAUCAAUAGGAUUAUUAAAGCUUUUAUUAUGCUUUAAUAGAUUGUAUUAUGUGUCCGUUCUACUAUCCAAAUUGAGAAUUCUAGUAUUUGUACCAGUGACUUGCAUUCCUGUGUUUAUCGUUCAUUAGUCUUCUUUUACCUUAGAUCGAAUAGCACAGCAUAAAUCACGUGAACGACAACGUAAAUCAUGUUUUAUCGAUACUUACAUUGACAUCAUUGUACAUCUUUGCAUAUUUGACGUACUUGGACUGAGUUAGAAAUGCAUCUAGUAAAGACACAAACACACACACAUAUAUAUAUACAUAUAUAUAUACAUAUAUAAAAUUAAUUAUAUAUAUAAAUAUAUAUGUUUUUAUGUCCUAAUAACAUUUCUCUAUCAUACCAAAUUAUAUAUAUCUAUAGUUAUAUUUUAUGCAUUGUUGCAAUUUUAUAAUAUUAAACAUUUGCUGGCUUAAUCUUGAAUUACACUUGCAGCCUAUUAUAAUAAAGAUAUAAUUUUCUUUAAAUACAAGCUAAAGAGAGAAAAAAAAUUUUAAAAACAUUUUAUACAAAUUAUUAUAUUGCACGUUUUAACAAUUGAUUAACUAACGAAUAGACACAAUCAAUACACAUGCAUCCCUGUGUUCAAUAGUGCUAAUUUGAAUGAAGUUCUUCCUUUAUCCGCUGAAAUGAUUCAAGAUUAAUUGCGCCAGCAGAUUGCAAUAAGUGAUUUCUAGUGAGGAUUUAGAGAAUACGACGUGUCUUCGAGUGUAAAUUAAUUAUUAAGUCGAAAUAAAUAUACAAUUGUUACAUUUG